AUGGCACAGCAGUUUCAGGAUGUUCAAUUGGACGACGUAGUCAAAAAGGUUCGUAUCCGAGAAGGUGGCGAUGGUCGCUCCUAUGUCCUUGUGGAAGAUAUUCGUGAUGCAUUCCUCUACUUUGGUGACAAGUUUGAGCUCCAUGGAAAGCCUGUUCCUUUCCUUGAGAAUGGGUUUCAUGAGAGACUCUAUCCAGAGAGGAUCGCGUCGUAUCCGACUGAAGUCCUGACGGUCGUGCCAGUUCUCCCUGCGCCCUCAGAGCCAUCAUCCGCAGCUCUGUCUUCGUCUCUACAGAUUACUGCUGUUCAUCCACCAUUAUCGUCUUGCAGCAUCCCCCCGUUCUUGAGCUCUGAUGUAGCAAGACAAGAGUCUCUCCAUACGCUUUUGGACUCACAGACUAAAAAGUUGAUGAACGUGCUUGAUACCAUGCAGGCUCAAGUCGACAGGCUUGAACGCAAUGCCCAAAUAUCGGAAGGCAAAUUGGCUGAAAUCUUGGCUGCUCAAAAGAACAUUGCUGAAACCCAGGACAAGCUGAUGGUCAAGAUGGAUACCAUGAUCGCAAAUACAGAGGCGCUCUUGACGCAAACCUAUGAGCUGCAUGAGUACACGCUCCCUCGGUUAUUCAUUGUUCUUCCUGAGGUUGCUUACCAUGGGAUCAAUCCGGCUCAGAUCCUUAGUAAAUAUGCGGCUGUCAAGUUUCGACUCUAUUUCCUUUGUGAAUGUGGAACUCAUACGAAUCCCACAGGGCCCCAUCAUAUGAACCAUAUUCAUACUGCACGACACGAAGGAUAUGAGAUUAAGCAUCCCACAGCGUUCUUUCAGAAGUACGGGCCCCAUGCCCUGCGCCUACUGCAUGCGCUUAAGCUUGGCCUCAAUCUCGCCAACGGGGUUAUUCCGGCAUUAUCCACUAUCAAUUUGAUAGACCUGCCCGCACAGCUAGGGAAAGAUCUAGAAUCCAGAGUGUCGGCCAGUAUCCAAUAUUUAACAGCUUACCAGCGCACGAUGGACCCUAGCUUGUCCGGUAUGACUCGCACUGAUCGUUCUACCACUUGUCAAUCUCGUGCUGCACCUGCAUCCUCAAGCAUGAUGGGGGAGUUGGAAUGCCCUCCGAGCCCUUUAGAUGCUAUUGUUGAAGUCGAGGGUGCGGACCUUCGCCGAUUGAAUGCGUAUUUGGAAAAAAAGGAUCAGGAUCGUGCUCUUGGCAAUUUAUUCAGGACAGUGGAUGCGAGAGGCCAUGUGAAGUGGAUAUGUCUGGAUCACUUUCGCUCGACCUACCACCAAAGACGGGAUCGUGAGUUUGAGAACGAGAUUUUAAUGCACCGUGGCCAGUAUGAUAGACGUCUCGGCAUUGUCACAGUGGUCUUGCCUUCUUCUGAAGCCAUCACCAGAUUUAUGGAUGCUAUGACUCAAGCUGGGUCCUUUAAUGAACUCGAUGUUCAACUGCGCAGUUAUGGCUGCCAAGACCUCAAAAUCCUUGGUGAUUCACUUAGUAAGACAAAUGUCUCGAAACUGAUCCUUACUGCUCAUCAAUACAAAGGAAUUUCGUCCCUAUGCAAGAAGAAACUGCCGCCAGUUCUUGAAAUAAUGGCAGCCGGAAAGGUUCGCUAUUUUGAGUUUAAGGAUAUCAAGGAUCUUAUCCCUCCUCGCGGAGUCCAAAUCCCUAAGACUAUGUCAGGUGUUCGCUCCCUGGAACUAACUGGCAUCUCCGUCAAGGAAGGCCAUGAGGUGCUUGGUGAGAUGCUUCAAGCCUUCAAACAUCUGGCUGUUUUCCACUUGGAGGAGACAAAGCUGAAGGAGACCCGACUAAAAUCUGUGCUUAAUGGCCUCUCAUCGUGCCAGGAUCUACAAGUACUGUCCUUCCGCAACUGCGAGAUCCAGAGCGAAAGCGCUGAAACCAUUGCAGAGUUCCUCAAGACCUGCUUGACACUUAAGGAGCUAGACCUAAGUCAGAAUGAGUUCGAUGAUGUUGGCUGUUGUGAAAUCAUUCAGGCAGUUGGUAGCCAACUUACAAAGCUCUUGCUCAAUGACACGGGUUUUGGUGACGAAGCAGCUAUGGCAUUGGAGCGUGUCGUUAGCGGAAAAUUACUGAAGAUCCUUGAUAUUUCUGACUCUUCAAAUAAGCUGGGGCCAGAUGCGACAGAGUGCAUCAUUCGGCUAGGGGGUCGUCUCCAUUGCGUCGAAUUAGCGUUUCCAAGGAUCCAGUCAUCUGCUGACGAAGUCUGUGCAAGGAUCGUGCAAGCUCUGGAUGCAAGUAAACUGGAGCGGCUUGUGAUAGAAGGAAACGAUUGUGGUGACCAUACUGCAGCGGCUCUAGCGCAGAUGCUCUCUGAUCCUGCUCGCCCUUGUGCUGCUCUCACCACCUUCAAAAUUAACCUCCCAAAAGUCACUCAUGCUGGAGCUAUAGUGUUGGCAACUGCUCUUCCUCAAGGCUGCCAGACGGUCAAGAUCUCAUUGCGUAGUCCACACCUGUUCCUGGAAGAUAUGCCUAAGACGACGGCUGUCAAGUCCCUAUUUACGGCCGUCUGCGCUCGGGUGACUUAUCUGACCCUCAGCCAAGUUGAGAUGAGCGAUGAUGAAGCACUGCUGCUCUGUGAUGCUAUUCAAUCCACGGACAUCCUCUGUCGACUGGAAUACCUAGAUAUCUCGAGGAACAGGAUGACGCCGGCUGGUGCGGCCAUGGUACUUGGAACUCCAUCAUAA
Molecule: messenger RNA, 2700 nt
Organism: Lobosporangium transversale
Lineage: Eukaryota; Fungi; Mortierellomycota; Mortierellomycetes; Mortierellales; Mortierellaceae
Exons: 2
Coding region: 1-2700 (899 amino acids)
Biological process (GO): nucleocytoplasmic transport; activation of GTPase activity
Cellular component (GO): perinuclear region of cytoplasm; nucleus; cytosol
Molecular function (GO): GTPase activator activity; small GTPase binding
Source: RefSeq, a predicted model, not a curated record